UUCACUGUCAGUUAGUGUGCGGGUGACAGACAAACAGCGGUGAGCCUCCAAAUCCAGCUCCAAGUGUAAACUAUGGAAGAGAUUAACAACAUUGAAGUGGUUCCGUGCACAGAGUCUCACUAUCUAAAGCCGUUCAGGGUGCACUAUAGCCAGAACGGCACGAAAAAAUCCUGGGACUUCAUGCGAACCCAUGACAGUGUAUCCGUGCUGAUCUUCAACACCACCUCACACUGUUUUGUCCUCGUCAAGCAGUUUCGUCCAGCUGUAUACAUGUGUGAAUGGGAAAAUGCCAAGACGCAGCCACCAAAGUCUGCUGAAAAAACCGAGGAGGGUGCCGCCGAAGCCGCGGCGGAAUCUCAGGAGGGCCAGUCGGCCUCAGAGGGGGAGAGCUCUUCUCAGUGGCCGCCCGCCUCAGCCGGGGUCACCUACGAACUGUGCGCCGGACUGGUGGACAAACCUGACCUCUCUCUGGAGGAGAUUGCCCGCCAGGAGGUGCUGGAGGAGUGUGGCUACGAUGUGCCAGCUUCCAAGCUGAAGAAGAUUACUUCCUACAGGUCGGGUGUAGGUGUAACGGGUGCCAAGCAAACCAUGUUUUAUGCCGAGGUGUCUGACGACAACUGUGUCAGCCCAGGUGGAGGUGAGCCGCGGGAGGGAGAGCUUAUCGAGGUGGUCAAAGUACCUCUGCACGAGGCCAUGACGUUUGCCUACGACGAGCGUAUACCCAAAACCAUGGGGGUCAUUUUUAGUUUCAUCUGGUUCCAUAAUAACAUGUCUCCUAAGUACAAGAUCUCCACCAAUGUGUAACUAGUAUUAAAAUAAGCCCUCUUUCUACCAUUUAUUCCAGAUUAAAUCAAACACUGGCCCAGCACACUCACUCCUCCCCUUAUAUCUCUUCAUCCUCUAUUGCCUUUUUGCUUAUUGGUACAUGAUGAAGGGUGGGCCCCUUGUCUUGUUGCCAACUGGUAUCUUUAAAGUUUGUCCUAUUUGCUUUUUUUUUUUUUUUUAUUUUUUUAUGUGGUCAUAGUGUUUUUCCUAUAUACAAAUUUGCCAUAGCUGGUUGUCACUGGCACUUUUUUCUCUUCUUUUUAUACGUGAAUCAUUUCAUUUACUGUGCCAUUUGUUAUCAGUGGCUCCAUAUCAUAUUUAAUUUGCCUGCCCUUAAUUAAAGGAAUGCUCCACUGAGUUUUUUUUUUUUUUUUAAUGUGGAUUUUUAAUAUUAUCUACAUAUGAUAGAUAGCCACUAUCUUUAAAAUCAAUUUGGCUGAGAAUUCAAAGCUUCAUAAUACUGUCACAAUAUUGUAUUUUCUAUGACUGUGGAAAUACCUGAAAACUAGACAAAUAUGGAGGCCGCUGAACACCGUUGUUCAAUUUAAUUAAAACCAGUUUCAAAAUUAUAUUUUGUCAUUGCACAGUAUUUUCAUUUUCACACAUCUGACUCUGUACACAAUCAUUUUGAUCAUGGGAACACUUGAAAGUCAAAAACAUUCCUCUUUGUCAUCUCUCCUACAAUAAAUGCGGUAUUGAGCCAUGAUACUAAACACCAGCAUGCCGCUGGUUAGCUUUAGUUUGCCAACAUUUCCACUGGAAUCAUGCUCCUGAAAAAAUAUUUCCUUUUCUGAACAAGUUUUAAGACUCUGACUAUACAAAGCACGUAUACAAUGGCUACUUUUUUGCACCAUUUACAAUGUAAAGGUACAUAGAUGAUCUUAUUAAAAAUAAAAUUAAAAAAAAAACAAAGCAGUGGAGUAUUUCUUUAAUCCAUGAUCCAGUAAUGCAAAAACUAUACUAGUUAAUUAUGGGGCCUUGUAAUGAUUGGGGUAUUCAGGCAUUCCCCAUUUAAGUUCUGAAUCACAGCCUUCAAGCAAUACUUACCUAAGUACUCCAGGCUAAACAAUCACUCAGUAUCAUUAAAAUCAGCUUUCACCCUUUUCAUGAAAUUCUUCAUGAAGUCAAACUAGUUAGCAAACACCUGCCUCUGCACAGAGGGCCUCAUUUGAAUUAAUUUAAUUGCGCUGAAGCACAGUCCUGAUUAAAAGCAGACUAUUCUUAGUUGGAGACACUUAAAUCCACUUUUUAUGACGUCUUCAGAGAUGGCUGUUCCAAGCCUGUAACACAUCAGUGACAUCAG
Archocentrus centrarchus (flier cichlid) is the source of this 2128-nucleotide messenger RNA. RefSeq names its product nudix (nucleoside diphosphate linked moiety X)-type motif 14 (gene nudt14). Lineage: Eukaryota; Metazoa; Chordata; Actinopteri; Cichliformes; Cichlidae. The record is from RefSeq and is a predicted model, not a curated record. Gene Ontology annotation, biological process: nucleoside phosphate metabolic process; ribose phosphate metabolic process. The coding region runs from base 73 to 804 and encodes 243 amino acids. Gene Ontology annotation, molecular function: metal ion binding; UDP-sugar diphosphatase activity. The transcript has 5 exons.